Messenger RNA from Microcebus murinus (gray mouse lemur), 3494 nucleotides. NCBI's taxonomy places the organism in Eukaryota, Metazoa, Chordata, Mammalia, Primates, Cheirogaleidae. The record is from RefSeq and is a predicted model, not a curated record.
ACCUCCAGCAAUCCUCCCACCUCGGCCUCCCAGAGUGCUAGGAUUACAGGUGUGAGCCACCGCACCAGGCCUGGAAGGAGUGCUUUGUGAGUCAACACACCUUCCCACCCUCCACGCAAGCCCUCUCAGCUAAAUUGUAUGGGACAAUCUUGCCUCAUUCCCUUAUUAAGUCUGCUUGUUGGGUCAAUCUAUCCAGUGUGGAGCAGACAUGUUAUAGUCCAGGGAGUAUGCUCCUAGUAGCCCUUAGCCUGUCCUACCUCCCCCAGAGAGGGGAGGGCAGGCGCAUCACUGCCCCCUCAACUAAAUCCUUUCCCCAAGAUGACACCUGAAACUGCAGCACAAAAUGCCCAGUUUUAGGGGCUUCAGCCAAGCACUGGUCUCAGGAUGGGAAAGAAGGUAUUGUCCAGAGCAGUGUGAGUGGCUGUUGUCCCACCUCAAACAGAAUACCUGCAAGCCCCCAGCCCAUCUAGUCCAGGACUCUGGGCCCCGCAGCAGUGCAGAUCAACCACAUGUUCCACUGCCUGGUCCUUAUCCUAGCGCCAAGGUGACAGAUUCCUCUGGACUCUUCUGAAGGCACAGGGUUGGAUCAUGGGAUCUCACUACUGGCCCCACCUCUGGAGAGAGAGGAGGCCCUGCACUGGGGCUAUCCAGCAAACCCGGGCCAUGAGCGUCGUGGACACUGCACAUCAUUCCUUGGACCUGGAGAGUGUCUCUUCUCAGGCCCAGGACUGCCUUGAACUCCCUUUGCCGGUUCCGAGAGCCUCCUCCUGGCCUCCCUCCCCGGACAAGGAUCCCACUUUGCCUUCCUUUCCUCGGGAAGAGCCUGGCCCCGAGCCCCUGGUCCCAGGGAACCUUCCAUUUCCAGCCUUGUCCCUAGAGGAAGAAGAGGAGGAAGAGGAUGAGGACGGUGACGACGCGGCGGAGCCCGAGGGGCUGCGCAGCGAGGAGCACCCGCGCCAGUUUUUCGCGGAGGCUCGGCGGCUGCGGGAGCAGAAGCUGCUGCUGGACGAAGAGGUGUCGGUCGCGGGGCGGGUGUACGGGCUGCAUCGCGUGAUCCUGGCGGCGGUCAGCAGCCUCUUCCGAGGCAGGCUGCUGGGCUGCGGAGGUUCGCGGGCCCCCCUCAUCCUGGAUGUGGCCCCGGGGGGCUGGGAGGCCGUGCUGACCUUCGCCUAUGAGGGGGUGCUGGGCCCCGCCCCGCAGGGGGACGUGCUGGCCGCAGCCGAGGCGCUAGGAGCGCCCCGGGUGAAGGCCGCUGCCCUGCGGAGAUGCGAGGAGGCCGGGGACGCCGGGGAGGACGGAAAGAAGCCCAGCCAGGCAGAGGAGCUGCGGGAGAACCUGCGCGGCGUUGAGCUCCUAUACCGAGAAGGCGUCGGCUGUGAUCUGAAGCUGGAAGCAGGCGGCUGCCAGCUGCGGGUGCACCGAGCAGCCCUGGCCUGUGGCAGUGAGUUCUUUGGCGCCAUGCUCCUGAGCGGGAUGAGGGAAUCCCAGGGCACGGAGGUGUCUCUACGAACCAUCUCUAGCCAGGACCUGCGACUCCUCGUCUCUUUUGCCUACUCUGGGGUUGUGCGGGCAAGGUGGCCAGGCCUGCUGAGAGCUGCCCAGGCUGCUCUGCAGUACCAGAGCUCUUCCUGCCUGGAUUUGUGUCAGAAAGCCUUGGCCCGGGGCCUCAGCCCUGCCCGUUGCCUGGCCCUGUUCCCCAUGGCUGAAGCCCCCGGGCUGGAGAUGCUCUGGAACAAAGCACGUCACUACCUCCUCACGCACCUGCCCGCUGUGGCUUUGUGCCCCACUUUCCCUUCUUUACCAGCUGCCUGCCUGGCUGAGCUGCUGGAUAGUGACGAACUCCACGUCCAGGAGGAGUUUGAGGCCUUCGUGGCUGCGCGGAAUUGGCUAGCUGCCAACCCUGAGAUUCAGGAGUCAGAGGCCAAGGCCCUGCUGCGAUGUGUCCGCUUUGGCCGAAUGUCCACCAGGGAGUUGCGGAGGGUGCGGGCAGCCGGGCUACCCCCAUCCCUGUCCCCAGACCUGCUGCACCAGCUGUUGGUGGAGGCGGACGUUCCAGGCCAAGAGAGGCGGAGGGAGCCUGACCGGGCACUGGUGGUGAUUGGCGGUGAUGAACUCAGAUCGGACAUGGCCCUAAGACAGCCAUCCGGAAGAGUGUGGUGGGCCCGGGCCUUCCGCUGUGGCAUGGGACUGGUACGAACCGUGGAGUGGGGGUGGCUGCCUGCGCUGCCUGCCCCAGGGCGCUUCCGGCAUGGGGCUGCAAGCCUGGCAGGAAGUGAACUCUAUGUGUGUGGGGGACAGGAUUUUUACAGCCACUCCAACACCCUGGCUUCAACUCUCAGGCCAGCACCUGCACUUCCAGCACCUUGCUUUGCCCAUGCAGCUGCCAUUUUGGAGGGACGAUUGUACGUGAGCGGUGGCUGUAAUGGAACUGGCCAAUACCUGGCCUCAUUGCUACACUAUGACCCCAAACUUGAGAAGCCAGGGAGACUUCUGAGCCCUAUGGGGAUACCUCGGGCUGGCCAUGUCAUGGCUGCUCUGGGUGGGCGGUUGUAUGUGGCCGGUGGGCUAGGUGAGACUGGGGACCUGCUGAGCUUUGAGGCCUAUGAACCAAAGACUGAUAGUUGGACUCAGCUGGCACCCCUGCCCUCCCCCCAUGUGGGGGCUGCAGGUGCUGUGCUGCAGGGGGAGCUCCUGGUGCUGGGGGGCUACAGUCACCGUACUUAUGCCCUCUCCCACCUUAUCCAUGCCUACUGUCCUGGCCUGGGCCGAUGGCUCUGCCUGGGAACUCUGCCGAAGCCUCGGGCUGAGAUGCCUGCCUGCGUCCUGACACUGCCCACAGUGCAGCACAUAGCUUUGGUUCCCACCAUGCACCAAACCAAGCCUGCUGGGUGAAGGGGGAGCACCAGUGCAGGGCGGGAGGAAGGGAUGAGAAAUAUCAUGAGAGAAGAACAAAGAUUAUGGGAGGAGGGAAAGAAGACUUCAUCUUGGUAGUAUUUUAUUCUCAGACAGUACUUUACAGCUUAUAAACUGCUUUUGUAUAUGUGAUCUCCACUGAGGAAAAAGUGGUUCCAGAACUCUUGAGGAAAUGGCAUUGUGGAAAGGGAAGUACCUGGGUGAGGAGAGGAGACCCAGGAGCAACUCCAAUAGGCUGGGGACUCUUGGCGGAGAAAGUGCAUCUGGUUGGGAAGAGAGUCAAGAAGCUCCAGUAGCUGAAGUGUGGAGGCCAUGAGAGGACAGUCAUGAUCCUGACCCAUGGAUCAAGGAAAAAAUGUGGAAAGACCCUCCAUGAAAGAGUUUAAGGAGAUGGAAGGAAGGAUUGAAAAUUGUUCAGCCCUUCCCUUUCCCAGCACCUGCUCCUUUCUACUCCCCAAACCCUGGGAUAUCCAAACCCUCUUGACAAUAUUCUCUCUCAGGAGACUUUGUGGGCCCAGUCUAGCAUUUUCCCAGCCUGGACACCACAGGCUUUCCCUGAGAGCUUCUUUUUUUUUUUUUUU